CUCGUCUCACCCCAUAUGGUCCAGCGGCAGCAUCCACCCGCGCCAGCCGUCAGUCUGAUCGCACCUGUGCUGUCGCGAACACCCGCCCCUUCCUCGGCUCCCGCAUCCUCCGCCCUGAUCUGCGCGGUCACCAUGGACCGCCUGAGCCGCAUGGCCAGCGAGCACGUCUCACCGACACGCUUCAUGCGAUCCUCGUCGUCCAACGCGAAUAAACGAAAGCGACCGCACAGCUGGCACAGCUCGACGCAGACCCUCUGCGUGGCCGGCACCUCCAGUGCGGAUGGCGCAGGCGGAAGAGCCGGCCGACUAAUGGACAGUCCGCGCGCCCUCGACGUCCUGCCGCUGCUGCAGGAGCGGCUGGCUGAACUGCCGGGGGCCAGGGACCGACGCGGAGGGCCGGUCCUAUUCUUCCCGGCCACGCCGAGACGCGAGCGGGCCAAACCGGAGGACUACAGACGCCUGCUGCAGUACCUGCUCAGCAUACCAUGCGAGGAGCAGAGGGAGCUGGGCUUCGCGGUGGUGAUCGACAUGAGGGGCUCCACCUGGAGCACCGUCAAGCCCAUCCUCAAAGUGCUGCAGGAGCACUGUAACGCACUCAUCCACGUAGCAUACAUCAUCAAGCCCGACAACUUCUGGCAGAAGCAACGCACCUCCCUCGCUAGUCACAAGUACAAGUUCGAGACCUGUUUGAUCGGGCUGGAUGCGCUCCCCAAGUCGAUAGACACAUCGCAGUUGACGCUCGACCUCGAUGGCUCUCUUAUAUACGAUCACGCUCACUGGAUCGAGAUGAGACUGGCGCUGGAAGAUUUCCUCUGGCAGGCAGCCGACCUGCUGGACCGUUUGGACGACCUGCAAGAGGAUCUCUCCCGAGGUGACCUGGCUGACGACCUGGCCGGGGCUAAAGCCGCGCUUGACUUGCACAAUGAAAUGAAAAAGAAGAUUUUAAAAGCUCCUGUAGAAGAAGUAGACCUGGUCGGGCAGCGGUUGCUGCAGCGGCUUUCGGGCGAAGGGGGACCAAGUGGUUACGACUCUGGCUACUCGGGGCGGGACUCUGAGGCCAGCUCGGGCACAACCAACCCUGACUUGCAGGCCUGCGUGCCUGACAUCCUGCAGCACCUGGAGGCCGGCAGAACGGCGCAGCAGCAGCUGCUCUCACUGUGGGCUCACAAAAAGGCUCGUCUGGACCAGUGCUUUCAGCUCAGAUUGUUUGAGCAAGACUGCGAUAAGAUGCUGGACUGGAUCUGCCGCAACCGAGAAGUGUUCCUAUCAAACUAUGUCGAGAUUGGUCAUUCGUACCAGUUGGCUCAGCAACUCCAAGAAGAACACAAUCAUUUCACCGCCAACUCCAUGAAUGCCUUUAUAAAUAUAAACCGAGUUCUGGGAGCUGCGAGUCGCCUUCUGGAAACCGGCCACUAUGCUGCGAAUCGGAUCAGGCACGUCGCAGGGAGAUUGGAGAGGGCUUGGAAGGAGUUUGCCGCCGGUCUGGACGAGCGGAACGCGGUUCUGAGUUUGUCGGUUAUGUUCCACCACAAGGCUGAACAGCUGCACGCUAUUUAUGUGGAGAGCACGCCUGCCUGGAGCCAAGCUUGCGAAGUGGGCAACGCACCGAGUGAUAUUUCCGAGUUGGAGGCUGCGAUCCACUCCCACCAAAGUCUCUACGAAGCCAUGUGCCAAGCAUACACUGAGGUUUAUGAGUCCUACCAGAGUUUACUAGAUGGUUUGGACAGAAUGGUGAUUCUGAGGCAUUCUCAACAGUCGCCACCAUUCUGCGCCUGUCAUCACAAAGGUGAGGGUCCUUCCUAUGAAGGCAGCCGAGGUAGCGGUGGUGGAAACCCAGCCGCCGACUACUCUGAGGGUGCCGGCCAUGUUUUAAAUGUGAUACACCAAAUUUUGAACCACCACCGAGCCCUUGAGCAGCGUUGGCACUCAAAUAAAAUCAAACUGCAUCAAAGACUGGCGCUCAGACUGUUUCAAGGCGACGUCAAGCAGGUUCUGGACUGGCUUGACAACCACGGCGAAGUGUUCCUUUGCAAGAACACUGGCAUUGGCCGCUCGUUGGCCAAGGCGCGCGUCUACCAAAAGAGUCACGAGCACUUUGAGCGGGUCGCACAGAACACAUACACGAACGCGGAGAAGUUGUUGACCGCCGCCGAGGAGCUGGCCCAAACCGGCGAGUGCAAAGCGGACGAAAUCUACUCAGUGGCACGUCAGCUGGAAACGAGGGUGGCGAGUUUCGCAGCCCGGGUCGAGGAACGAAGGCACCGACUCGACUUGGCCGUCGCCUUCUACCAAAAGGACAAGGAGUUUUGCGCGUGGCUCGACUCCCUGCGUCAGGCCGUGGCCGCCGGUGAGGAGGAAGUGGCCGCCGAAACACUGGAAGCCGCCGAACGCCUCUUGGAGCAGGGCGACCAGCAGCGAGAGCAAACCCUGGCAGCGUGCAACAGCACCAUCGCCCAUGGCGAGUCGCUCGUCCAGGAGCUCAGGGCCGCCGGCGUCACGCCUGAAAUGGAUGCGACGGGCUCCGUAGCCGCCGUGGAGUCGACGCUGGAGCGGCUCGGCCAGCAGCGCGACGAGCUGGAGCAGUUGUGGUCAACGCGCCGGCUGCGCCUGGACUUGUGUCUGCAACUGCGUCUGUUCGAGCGCGAUGCCCUUGAGGUGUCGUCCCAACUGGAAAUGUGGGCGGAAGAGCUUCAGAGAAGCGAGAGGAGCAUCGACGUGCAGAAGGCCGAGCAGUUGCUGCGGCUCCACAACGAGAGCGUACAGCACAUGCAGAACACCACCUUCCAGGUGCUCCAGCGCGGCCAGGAACUCGCUCAGCUAAUGGAGUCCUCGGGAGUAACGGUGAUGGCGGACGCGCAAUUCCCGGCGCAGACCCGCGUGCAGGUACUGCUCGAAUUUCUGCACGAGAAGGAAAUGGACCUGGAGGACCUGGCGGAGAUGCGCCGCGUCCGACUGGAGCAGGCGCUGCAGCUGGGACAGUUCCAGAGCGACGCCAACCAGGUCGUCAGCUGGAUCAGAAACGGAGAAGCCAUGUUGCAGGCCAGCUUCUCGCUGCCUAGCAACCUGGCCGAAGCCGAGCAGCUGAAGAAAGAGCACGAGCAGUUCCAAGUUGCACUUGAGAAAACACACGCGUCAAUGGCUCAAAUUCGGAUGCGCGCCGAUGCCCUGAUCAGUGCCAACCACUUUGACCCUCCGAGCGUGCGGAACAUCGCCGACGAAGUCACUUCGCGUUGGCAGAAUCUAGUCAGCAUUGCCGAGGAGCGACACCGGCUUGCCCAGGCUGCAGUGCGAUUCUUCAAAACCGCGGAACAUGUCUGCUCUGUGCUGGACAGCCUAGAGAGGGAAUACAGGCGCGACGAUGAUCUCUGUGCUAGUGCGCCGAAUAACGACAAAGUCGCGGGUCUCGCGCAGCUGAUAUCAAAGCACCAGGAAAAGAAGGAAGCAUUCCUCAAAGGCUGCACUCUAGCCAGAAGGAAUGCAGAAACUUUCCUGAAAUGUUCCCAGCGUAGUCUGCAGUUCUACAACACGCAACCGGACGCGAGCUCUAGAAACUCGGAGAAUCAAGUCAAAUCCACACUGGAGAGACUGCUGUCACAAGAGACGAGAGUGCUUGAGCACUGGACUGACAGAAAGAAGCGGCUAGACCAGUGUCAGCAAUAUGUCUUACUAGAGAGGUCUGCUCAGCAAGCGUUGAAAUGGAUUAGAGAAACUGGAGAGCACUAUUUGAGCACUCACACCCAUGUGGGGAACAAUCGCGCUGAAACUGAACAGUUACUCAAAGAGCACAAUGAGUUCAAAGUCACAGCCAAGGAAACCCGGGAAAAAGUGAAGUUGUUCAAGCAGCUGGCGGAGAGUUUGGUGGAGCAGGGCCACUUCCAUGCCAACUCCAUCAAACAGUGGGUUUCGGCGGUAGACAACAGGUACAAGGACUUCAGCGCACGAAUGGACAAGUACAAGUUCCAACUUGAAGGAGCUCUAGGAAUUUUGCCUGAGUCAGAAGCAGAAAAAGCAGACCUCUCUUUAGACAAGGGUUCGGGAGGUUCGGACCCCUCAUUAGAAUCUCGUGUCAAAGAAAUCGCUGCCAAAGAACUCAAGGAACUAAACGAGGAAAAGCGGAAAUCUGCUAGGAGAAAGGAGUUCAUAAUGGCCGAGUUGCUGCAGACUGAGCGGACCUACGUCAAAGAUCUUGAAAUCUGCGUCCGAUGCUUCUUGGACGAGUUGCGAGAGUGCCCAACAGCCGCGCCGAUGGGGAUUCAAGCGAAAGAGGACAUCCUCUUUGGUAACAUGGAGGAAAUCCUUGAAUUCCACCAAAACAUAUUCCUUAGAGAGUUGGAAAAGUACGAAACUAUGCCUGAGGAUGUUGGCCAUUGUUUCGUCACAUGGGCCGCCAAAUUCGACAUGUAUGUCCAAUACUGCCGCAACAAGCCAGAGUCGAACUCGCUCCUAGUCAAUCACGGAGGCUCGUUUUUCGAGGAUCUCCAGAAAAAGCACCACAUCGAACAUCCGAUUGCUGCAUACCUAAUCAAGCCAGUACAGAGAAUAACUAAGUACCAACUGCUGCUAAAAGAUCUCCAGGGAUGCUGUGAUGAGGGUCAAGGCGAGAUAAAGGAUGGUUUGGAGGUGAUGUUAAAUGUGCCAAAGAAAGCCAACGACGCCAUGCACCUGUCCCUGCUGGAAGGGUGUGAUGUUUCAAUUGACAAAUUGGGCGAAGUCAUCCUGCAAGACACUUUCCAGGUGUGGGACCCAAGGCAGUUGAUUCGCAAAGGAAGAGAGCGUCAUCUCUUCCUGUUUGAGUUGUAUCUGCUGUUUAGCAAAGAAGUCAAAGACUCAAACGGACGAGCCAAGUAUAUUUACAAGCACAAAAUCAUGACUUCUGAAGCUGGCGUCACUGAGCACAUUGAAGGCGACGAAUGUAAGUUCGCUGUUUGGACUGGAAGGGCUCCGAUGAUGUCCGAUCAAAGAAUUGUUCUUAAGGCUUCAUCUCUUGAAGCAAAGCAGACAUGGGUGAAGAAACUGCGGGAAGUGAUUCAGGAAACUUUCUUCGGCUCCGUGAUGCCAAUUGGUCUCCCUCGCAGCCCUGCCAGAACGAAGGGCAACAGCCAACGCACGAGCAGGGACAUGGAGGACUCAACCUCGCUGGAGGACAACGAGAGCCAGGAGCGCGGCUCACUUACGUCCUUUGGCUCAGGACACACGACCGACUCGGACAAGGGCCAAGAAAUGACAUGGGUGGUUGCCGACCAUGAGGCGCCGUCCGGCUCAGCCGAGAUCACGGUGCGCAAGGGCCAGCAGGUGGAGGUGCUGGAGGUGCCGGCCGGGCAGGAGCUGUGCUUCGUCCGCCUGCACCCCUUGUCGGCCUCCGAGCACCCUGUCGAGGGAAUGGUGCCGCUUUCAGUGCUCAAGCCAACACCCCAAGGCCUAAGAGGACAAAGAACUCACGAAGAGGGUGCGACUGGAAGCGACUCCACAUCUCAUCAAGCCACCAACUCGCCUGUCAAUAAGAGAAAGGUGUUCGGAGGACGAAAAUGGUUCCAGUACCCCCUGCGGAAGCCGAGCAAAGGCAACUUGCACGACAAGCCAGCAGUGUCGAGUCCAGGACCCAACUCCACCAUUCCAACACACAGCCCUCUUAAGAAGACUUCCUCAGAUAACAGGAUAAAGGUUCCAAGCACAGACAGCGGGCGUCCGAGCAGCACACAAUCGGAAGCAGAGAGUGUAUCCUCGGGCCCGUCGUCAGAACUGAACGGCGCCGAAGACGUGGAGGAAGAGACCGUGGAGCUGCCGCCGCCGAUGAAGCCCAUCUCGGACUCGUUGAUCAGCGGCUCAAGCGCCCUCGGAGGCCCCAACAGCGGCGACGACGCUCAGGCCAAGAGGGCGUCCAGUCUGUCUUUGAAGGCGUUGGACGGCGCGUCAGCAGAUUUGGCCGAGAUCGAGCAGAUUGUCAAGGAGAGAAUGGAGCAGCACACCGAAAACCAGGAGCGGCACAGUCUCCUGUCCAAAGGGUCUAGUCAGUUGGACGAGGCGGACAUGGCCUCGCCACAAGCGGUCGCGGUGGCCGUCAGCGAGGAGGAUGCCGAAGGAGAGGCCGCCUCGAUCGCAACCAAGACUGACCCGCUGCACAAAAGGCAGUAUGUGAUCAAGGAGAUGCUCGACACGGAACGCGUCUACGUAAGGGACCUGAGGGACGUGGUCGAGGGCUACAUCACAUUCAUGCGGUCGCCCCCGCCGACCAACCCUGAGGAGGAGGAGCUGUCCAUGCCGGACGACCUCAAGGCCGGCAAGGACAAAAUGGUGUUCGGCAAUAUCGAGGCCAUCUACGAAUGGCACAGAGACUAUUUCUUGAAAGCUCUGGAGCGCUGUGAAGAAAAGCCCGAGGAGUUGGGCUUGAUUUUUAAGAGAUACGAAAGGAAACUGCACAUGUAUGUUGUGUACUGCCAAAACAAACCCGUCUCAGAAUUUAUAGUGUCAGAAAAAGAAAACUACUUUGAGGAGCUACGUCAAAAAUUAGGUCAUAAGCUACAGUUAGCCGAUCUUUUGAUCAAACCAGUUCAGAGGAUAAUGAAAUACCAACUGAUGCUGAAGGACAUUCUCAAGUACUCGGAGAGGGCGAACGUGUCAGAUGAAGAGCUGCACGCCUUGAGGGCCGCCUUCCACAUCAUGCAAAUCGUGCCCAAAGCCGCCAAUGACAUGAUGGACGUCGGAAGACUGCAGGGAUUUGAGGGCAAAAUCACGUCGCAGGGCAAGCUGCUGAUGCACGGCCCACUGGCCUGCAUGGAGGGAAGCGCCGCCCAAGGCUUCCGCGGCAAAGAGCUGCAAGUGUUCCUGUUUGAGCAAAGCAUGAUUUUCAGCGAGGCUGUCGGCCGCAAAACCCAGUUCACCAAUCCUGUCUACGUCUACAAAGGCCACGUGCAGGUGAACAAGAUGUCUCUGAACGAGCGAAGUGAAGACGGUGAUCAGUGCAAGUUCUUGAUCCAGUCAACGGACCCGAGGAAGCCCAACCUGAUUUACACGUGCCAAGGGGCGACGCCGGCGCUGAGGGACGAGUGGGUGGCGACCGUAAAAGGCAUUCUGCAGACGCAGAAGGACUUCCUGAAGGCGAUUCAGUCGCCAAUCGCGUACCAGAAAGAACUGACAAAGGAUGCCCCUGCAUUUUCUUUUUCUCCCCCACACGGCAUGCCCCCGAGGUCCGCCUCGGAGGACCGGCCGGCGUCGAGUGGCAGGCCGGCGCCCGUCAGCCGCCUCCCGAGGCUCCAGUCGGUGCCGCAGAGCACCAAGCCCGCCGACUCCAGCAAGUCCAGGCUCAACGCGCUCGUCGGCGGCCUCAAAACUCUCACCACCAACACCAACUCCCGCCGCUGGAGUGAAACAGCAGAAACUUGCAACGACGAAUGUGAUAUGCUGCGUCCGCAGAGUUCCCUCCCGCCGUUGAGUCCUAGGCACUCGUCCAUCUCUAGUCCGAACAGUCUGUCGCCCAAUCACUCGUACAAAAACGGAUGCACGCCUCCCAGCUCACCGAGCAAGGCGUGGGCCUUCAAAUUCAGGAAGCCCAGCUUCUCAAAAAACAGCCGGCAAUCCAGCUGCCCCUCGCCGACUUCGCCACUGCUGGAUCUUGAGAACCACUACGAAAUCGUGGAGGAACUCGAGCGCGGAUCCCGGGCUGUCGUGAUGGCCUGCAGGGACAGGAAGACCAGCAGGGAGGCGGUGGCCAAGCUGGUGUGGCGCGAAAAGCAGUCAGAGGCGGCCACCGUCGCAGAAUACCGAAUGCUCAAGCGGCUGGGCCACCCGAGUCUGCCCAAGGCGUUCGGCCUUUACUCCGCCGGUCUUGGCAGAGACGCCAUUGUGAUGGAAAAGGUGAGAGGGUCGGAGCUCUUCAGUUUCGUCUGUGAGAAGGAUAGCUACUGCGAGGGCUCGGUGAGACACUACAUGCUCCAAGCCCUGUCGGCACUGGUUUAUCUUCACACGCAGACCAGAGUCGCACAUUUAGACAUUAAGCCUGAAAACAUCCUGGUGGAGCCAAACAACGCAGGUAUGGGCCGUUUGAUAAUCGUGGACCUGGGCGACGCGCAGGUGAUCGGCGACGACAACGAGGUGUUCGCGAACGGCAACUGCCUGGCGAGCGAGAUGCAGCCGUCAAGCGUGGAGUUCGCGUCUCCAGAGGUGAUCCAGCGUGGCCGGGUGGGCGCUGGAUUCCCCAGCGACAUGUGGAGCGUCGGCGUGCUGCUCUACGCCUUUCUCAGUGGCGUGUCGCCCUUCUUGGACGACUCGCCCGAGGAGACGUCAGCGCACAUCCUCAACGUCGACUUCUGCUACCCGCACGAGUUCUGGGCCGGCGUCUCCGAGCGGGCCAGGAGCCUGAUCGGCCGCCUCCUCACCCUCGAGACGCACAACAGGGCCACCGCCCUCCAGUGCCUCAGCGACCCCUGGCUCUUGCAGAAUGGAGAAGGAUGCAGAAUUCAAAGCGAUAGACUGAGAACGUUGGUUGAACGCCGCAAAAGAUGCAAAAUUAUGCUCUCUCCGUCGUGAGAUCGAUAGAUUGUGAAGCGCGAUCAUUAGUGAUUUUUAAUGAAGACCACGUAAUUGUGUGACUUGUUUACAUGCGCGCAUAUAAAAUUGUUAAUAUUGUACUUUUUUGUCAAAUCUUUGUGAAAUAUGUGUGUAAAUAGUGUAAAUAGAAGCAAAUAAUUUAUAAAAAUAAGUCAAUAAACUGCCAUUAAAUGAGUAAAAUAAAA
Cloeon dipterum is the source of this 8729-nucleotide messenger RNA. It is a transcript of the gene trio, whose product is annotated as trio. Gene Ontology annotation, molecular function: protein kinase activity; ATP binding; protein binding. NCBI's taxonomy places the organism in Eukaryota, Metazoa, Arthropoda, Insecta, Ephemeroptera, Baetidae. The record is from RefSeq and is a predicted model, not a curated record. Gene Ontology annotation, cellular component: cytoplasm; extrinsic component of membrane. Bases 16 to 8523 code for a protein of 2835 amino acids. Gene Ontology annotation, biological process: axon guidance; protein phosphorylation; intracellular signal transduction. The transcript is spliced from 45 exons.